UCGGCGUCGCCGGGAGCCGCACUGGGCAUGCUCGGCUCUUGCCGGCUCCGGCGCCCGUAGGUGGAAAGCUCCGAUUCCCCGCGGCAGGGCUCGCAGCCCGCAUCCAGAAGCAGCGCGGGCGGAGGAGGUUGGUACGCGCUGAGUGCUGCAGACCUAUUCGGGUGGCCAUGGCGAGCGGCGCACGGCGACCACCGGGGUGGCGCAGCGGUGUCAGAUUCUUGAUCAAGUACUUACUCCAUGGAUCCAGGACAGGUUCGUCCCAUGGCCUGCUCUGAACAGUGUACAGUCUAAGAGAAGAGUCCAUCAGCAAACCAUCUCUUGCCUUACAGAGCAAGCCAAGAAGAUGGACCUACUGAAGAACCAUCCGACUGUGUGCUUACCACCUUCUGUGCCCUUCUUAAUCCUAGUCUCCACUCUAGCAACUGCUAAGAGUGUCGCCAACAGCACUUUCAAUGGCACGGACGUAGUCUUGGGCUCUGUGCCUGUAAUCGUUGCCAAAACUGACCACAUCAUAGUCAAGGAGGGGAGCAGUGCCUUGAUUAACUGCAGUGUUCAUGGCGUCCCCGACCUAGGAUUUAAGUGGUAUAAUUCUGUUGGCAAGCUAUUGAGAGAAGGUGAUGAUGACAAGGAGAAAGGAGGAGGCAAAAUACAUGGAAAUUACGAAGUAUAUUCUGUGCAGGGAAAAUGGCAAAUGCUGGAUGGUGGCCUCCUGAACAUCACCAAGGUGUCUUUCUCAGACAGAGGGAAGUACACGUGUGUGGCGUCUAACAUCUAUGGCACUGUAAACAACACGGUGACCCUGAGAGUCAUCUUUACCUCCGGAGACAUGGGUGUGUACUACAUGGUCGUGUGCCUCGUGGCCUUCACCAUUGUCAUGAUCCUCAACAUCACCCGCCUGUGUAUGAUGAGCAGUCACCUGAAGAAGACUGAGAAAGCCAUCAAUGAGUUCUUUAGGACAGAAGGCGCCGAGAAGCUGCAGAAGGCGUUUGAGAUUGCCAAGCGCAUCCCCAUUAUCACCUCAGCUAAAACUCUAGAGCUUGCCAAAGUGACCCAGUUCAAAACCAUGGAAUUUGCCCGGUACAUCGAAGAGCUUGCCAGAAGCGUGCCCUUGCCUCCCCUCAUCAUGAACUGCAGGACGAUCAUGGAGGAGAUCAUGGAAGUGGUCGGGCUAGAGGAGCAGGGGCAGAAUUUUGUGAGGCAUACCCCGGAAGGCCAGGAAGCCACAGACAGGGAUGAGGUAUACACAAUCCCCAACUCCCUGAAGCGAAGCGACUCCCCCACCGCCGACUCGGACGCUUCGUCGCUGCCGGAACAGCCCCCUCAGCAGAUCGCCAUCAAGGUUUCGGUUCAUCCCCAGGCCAGAAAGGAUCAUGUGGAUGACCAGGAGGGUGGGCAGUUUGAGGUCAGAGAUGAAGAGGAGACGGAACCAUCCGAGGAACAUUCCCCAGAGACUGCGGAGCCGUCUACAGACAUAACGACCACGGAGCUGACGUCAGAAGAGGCAUCGCCUGUCGAGGCACCAGAGCGAGGGCUGCCACCAGCACACCUGGAAAUGCCAGAACCAGCAGUGACAUGUGACAAAAACACCUGCAUUGUUUAUGAAAGCCAUGUCUAAUCUUAACUCCGAAAAGCUAUGCAUAUCCAGAAAAUCAGGGGCUGCUCCUUGUAAUACAAAUGUAGUAUGCACUUGCCGCUAAGCCUUACCAGGAGACUCUCAUCCCUUAGGUUGGAGUGAUGCCCCGUGACGGGGAAGACACUUGCAUGGAGUUCGUGGGACUAGACUCACCCCAGUGGGAACAGACGUGAGAAGUGCUGGGGUCCAGAACUGAUCCGAGGGGGCAGAGGUCUGUCCAUGGGAUCUGAAUCGUAGAGGCCAUUCUCUGCCCAAUCCCUUAAUUGGUGAUUCCCUUUUGGCCAAGAGUACACCAUUGUAAGAUGUUCUGAGUUCAGGAACCGUGUCCAAUGCCUACUGCAUUGCUUUUUUUUCCGUAAUUAUAAGUCUGUCACAGUAGUAAUUGUUCCUACAUGGGUUUGUUGCACUUUCUUCUCUGUUUUAUUUAUUUUCACAGUUCUUCUAUAAUGGAGUAGUUGUUAUUAUAUUAAUAUUAAUUGCUUUCUGCUGGAGACUUCUGUGUCACCUUUAUCCCUGUUUUUUCUUAGUGUGUUUACCUCAGAGUCUUGGGUGUCAGUCACUGACAUGGCUGCUCUGUGUUAUUUGUAAUGCUCCAAAGUAGUUACGCCCCACUCUUUCUCCUAAUUUCCUCUUUAAAAAAAAAUACCCCCCACCUCUAUUCAUACUCAUUUUGUUUCCAAUGAAGCUGCUAUUCUGAAACUGAGAAAAACGUUGCCCCCAAGUAGCACUUUAACAGUCAAAUUUACCUGUCCAGUUCUGAGAGCAGCUUAGGUGAGCUCAGCUUGAGGUGAGGAGCAAAAUUGUAAAUGAUUAGAUAUACCCACAGCACUCCAGAGAAUGGCUUACACGCAAGUGCCCUCAGAACAGCCCCAGAUGCUUGUCACCACCCAGCCCCAUCAGAGGAAACGGCUUUGGACAGCCCGGUUCUUACCAGGAACGUCAUCAUUUUCAUUUGAUUGUGAGUAGAAUAUGCAGGUGACCCCUCAAAGCUCACUUAGAGUUUUGUGGAAAGUCUUCAAACUGUAAUAACCCCUAAGUCAAUGGGAACCUAGAGAGGAAAGAAAAAAAUCUUUAAAGCAGUUGUGAAAAAAAAAAAAGCAAAAAGAAAAUUUACUCUUGGGUUCUUUCUCUGAAUAUGAUGCCAUCAAAAAAGAACAGCAUUCUGAGUCCAUACCACUUUACUCUCUCUUGCAGAGAGGGAAACCAAGGUCCAGAUUUGCUAAAAAGCCUGGCAAAAGAAGACAGGGUCUUCACCUGGAAGAUUCAUUGCUUCCUAAGGCAGAGGCGUUUGGCAAAUCCCUGUAGGUACAGCAUGUCUGCUACCCAGAAGGCCUUGCAGGGCCGAUAGUGUGCAGCUCAGCUCUGCACUAGAUUUAGGGCAGCAUCUCUGUAAAGGGUACAACCGGGUCCCCUUUAGACUGCAUACUCAAUGUAUUGAUCAUUGAGAGGGAGCUUGCGAAAUUAAGAUAAUGACACACAGGAUUUUAUCCUAAAAUAAUUGAAUUCUUUGGCCACCAUGUAGUGCAUAAGGCAGCUUGAUAUCAGAGAACAAAGGCAAUCCAGCCAAGCAUCCAACCCAAGCAAUCCAACCUAAGAAUUGGGUUAAUUCUUGACUGUGCCGAGCAGAAGCUGCCAGUCUUUUUAGCAAAUCUGGACCUUGGUUGCCCUCUCUGCAAGAGAGGUGAACUGGUAUGAACUCAAAAUGCUGUUCUUUUUUUUUGAUGGCAUUAUAUUCAGAGAAAGAACCCAACAUUAAAACUUUUUUUUUUCACAGUUGUUUUAAAGAUUUUUCCUUUCCUCUCUGGGCUCCCGUGCCAUUUUAAUGCUGUUACUCAAACAAAAGGAACACGGCAUUUUCAACAAGUUCUCGAAUUUUUCCCUUCCAAAAACUAGAUUUUGUGCCCCACUUCUACAGUUUAGAUUUAAUCUUGGUAAGAGCGAUGAGUGCUGUUGUUUUAUUCAUAGAUACAAACAGGGGAGACUGAAACCUUACAGACUGUAUCAGAGUCGAGGCCAUCUUAAGUGUGAUGAGUGUCACAGGCUUGUGACGUCAGAGGCUGCGUGGGUUAUCAGAACAGCCCCAGAUGCUUGUCACUACCCCAGCCUCAUCAGAGGAAAUGGCCUUGGACAGCCCUGUUCUUAUCAGGAACGUCAUCAUUUUCAUGUGAUUGUGAAUAAAAUAUGCAGGUGACCCCUCGAAGCUCACUUAGAAUUUUGUGGAAAGUCUUCAAACUGUAAUAACCCCUAACUCAAUUGGGAACAGCUUGUGGGGUACAUACUUUACAACAGGGGCAUCCGAGGGUAGUAGAGUUGGCAGUACAUGUGACCGUGACAGGGCUGUAGACAGUUCAUGUGCAAAGCCUUUUGACAACAUUUGGAGUUUGGCAGGAUUCCCCUUUAAGAGGGAUUCCUUGUUGACUUCUAGUGAAGAGUCUUGAAGGUCACCUAAGGAAACUUGUAGCCUGCUCUCAUAAGGAGCCAGAGCUUCUUUGGAGGCUGUCUGGAUGGGGAUCUUAUAUAGCCACGUUGAAGGAAAGUUUUAUCCCCAGCUCCUAGAAUAUACACAUUUCAUGAUUGUCAUGGAGACGGACAAAUGCUUACUUUGGACAUAUAUACCCAGAGCGGCAGCAGAGACUGACUGGCAGAUGUCCUCUGAUGGUAUGUGAACUCCAUUCUAUCCAGUUCUCAUUCCACCCAAGCCCGCGUGCAGAGUUCCCCAUGGAAACCGGAAGCCGAGAUAUCCGUGCCAUGUAAAUACUGGUUAAGGAGUAUAAACUAAAGUAGGCAGAUUUUUCUUUGGCGUAAGAGCUGAAAUAUAUGACCAAAGAAUAUUUCCAGAUUGAUUUUGAUUCUUUGGACUGAAGUGGGGUAGGGAGUAAGUGGAUGAUUUUGAAAUCUCCCUCUUUAAGGUAUCAAAUGUUCUCGGCAUAACAAUAUCCAACCAUAAAGGGAACUUGGCUUGAUAUGGAAUUUGUCCAUCCAGAAAUUUUAUGCUCUUGCUGCCCUUCCACAGAGCAGCCUCUUACUAGGAUAUGAAAUAUGGAAACCUCAUCUCAACAUUUGGCUGAUAGUUUCCCAGAAAAAUGAACCAUUCAGGUUCCUAGAAUCAUUUGUGGAGUCCCAUUGGGUAAACAUGCACACACACGCUUGUGCACAAUACUCAUUUGGGUAGCUUUAAAAGCUCAACACUCAGACCCAACCUAUGUAUGUCCUCUGGGUCUUCUAUAGUCAUUCUUUAAAAAAUAAAAAUCAAACAAUUUCUGGUUUCUGAGUCAUCCUGGUCAUACCUCUAGCAAUUUUUUUUCUUGAAAUUCUGAAAAUGAUUCACGUACAUAUGCAUAUUUAAUUCUCUUAGAUGAUCUAUAAACUUGAUGGUAUUUAUUCUAAAUGGGAAAAAUACCCAAAAUUUUAUAUUGGAAAAAAAUCUAUGUAAUUUAUAAUGUUUUGUUUUAUAUAUUUAUAUUUUCAUAUCUUUAGGGCACAUCUGUUGUUCUCAUCUUUUUGUACAUCACAGUUGGCAAAAAGAAAUGCUAAUACUUGACUAAAAUCUCUAGGAACCAAAUGUGAUCUAUGUGAUACAUAAUGUAUAUAACUUGCUCUAGAACUCUCUGAAUGUCCUCACCCAUGCCAAGCAUUGUUGUGUCAUGUCAUUAUGGCCAGAAUGUCUGGGGUGCUCUUGAACAUUACUUUUUCACGAGGAAGAUGGAAAGGCCUGAUGUCCUACACAAUGGAUUUGGGGAUCUCUUUCCCUUCCUUAUUUGUUUCUUCCUUAACUGGACGCGUCCUGCUGACGGGCAGGUGGGAGAUGAUGAGAAAGCACCAGGAAUGAAUCUGGCGAUGGUUGGGUAAACCGUGUUAACAGACUGAGGACAUGUGUUCAGUCCCAUGCCCGGGUUGUCAUUCACUGGUGAUGUAGCAUCUGCUUAACUCUGUUGCACACACAGCGUAGGGCAUGAAGAAUGCUUGCAUGUUUUGAGUAGGUACUGUGGAUACUUAGUGCGGCCACUAUUGGUGACUGUGGGGACACCCAUUGGGCACUGGAAGAAAUGUCUUAGCAAAACAAGUCAGUUAUCUUUUGACAGGGUUUGAAGGAGGAGGCUUAUUCUGUGUUCGAACCUAUAAAUGGUAGUCCCAGUGCUUAAAUGGGGAUUUCCAUGUUUUCAUUUGGUAAGAAAUGGAGCAUUAAAGUCUAGUUCAAACGCUUUUCUCAGCACGUUCAACUGCUCUCUCUCCUUCAUGUCUUCCUGCAUCCUCUCACCAACCCCACUGAGUAAUCCCUGUUUCCACUUUAGCACUUCCUGGAACUCCUUAAACAGCAACCAAUCUUCAUGAUCUAUCACACAUAGCUCUGAACAUAUUCACUUUACCAUAUCGAUUUUACAUUUCACCGAAAAAGCCUUCAAACCUAUAGUGAAGUUCAUUUUCUUAAUGACCUUUUUAUGAUUUCUUCAGAGAUUAACAGGUUUUGAUGAAACAAAACAUUUGUGGGUUAAAAAAAAGCAUAAUCAAAUAGAACAGAAUUACUUAUAUUUUCCAAAAGACCAAGUGUUUGACUAUUAUCAAAAAAAAAAUCUCAUAUGAGAAGGAUGCUCUUUAAACAUCUUUUUUCCCUUAGAAAUGGAAUAUAAAGGGUCUAACACUGAGAAUACUACAAUCAUUAAAGCUAGACAGAUAGAACUAGAAAGGAAGCUAAUCCUAUGAACAUUAUGGAAUAAAUUAAUUUUAUUAUUUAGCCAAUUAAAAAAGCCUCAAAAUGCAUCUUUCUAAUAUUACAGAACCAUGACGAGUGAGUGAGUUUCAGAGAAUAUGUUUGCAUCUAUUUUUGUCUUCCUGUUGCUUCACUACUUCGAAAGUUCCUUCGUCAGAGUGGAAAUGAAAUGGAAAAAUGUAUCAGGAGGAAAUACAAAAUCAUUUAAAGAUAUAAACAAAUUGCUAAGGUAUACAUUGAUAUCGCUGUAGUAAAAAGAAAACGUGAUGUGUGGUCCAUCCUGUAGUCUGAUUGAUUGUUGCUUUAAUAAAGGGUUUACACAGGUAUGUGCAUCAUGUGUCAUGUCCCGUCUGAAGGGCACUUAAUUGUGGCCUAAUUGACCCCUUAGUGCUUUCGUGACAAACUUUAUAAAGCAGUUUAUCUAUACUGUAUAAAUUCGAGCCAUAACAUCAAGCAGAGAGUCCUUCUGAAAUUGGACUAGGAAACCCAAACAUUGCGCAGGAAGAAUGCAUCAUAGCAGAAAUUCUCCAAGUCACCUGGACAGCAAGGGCCCCAGGCUGACGCCAAAGACUCAGUGAGUAGAUUCUUCAGUGAUCAAGUAACCUGCAGAAGCUCAGAUCCCUGUGGAUGAGAUGGGAGGCAAGUAAAAUAGGAGACUGAAAUAUUGCUUGAACAACAGAAACAUUUAGGAGAUUUAUGUCGGUGUUAAGGAGCACAUUGUCAGCUGCACCAAGACAGGAGAGAAAUAAGUUGGUCCUGAUAAAUUUAAACUAAUUUGUUGCUUAAAGACCCAAACAGACACCAAAACCAUUGCUUUUUUCAGGUUCUAGAAUGCUGUGAUCUUCAGUGGACAGGUCACCUUCAGAGUGUGUGAGUGACUUUCAAAGAAACAGAAUUUGAGACGUGGAAAGCGAGAGUGAGGUUAUCUGAUAAAUAGUCUUCCCUCUGACGUCACUAACAGGCAGACACUUUUGCUCUUCUUGGACUUACAAAGGGAGAACUCUACCCCAGGAUGUGAAAUACUCUGCUGUGAAUAGGUUUAGGUGCUGAGUCACAAAUCUUAAAUGCUUGUCUCUGCUAACCCUUUGAACGGGAAGCAUGGCUUGGUCCUUCUGUGAUAAAACUGUCUUCUAUACUGUCAACACAAACCAAAUGUAAUGCACAUAACACAUAACAUAUAACACAGAGGAUUAUAACAAAAGACUGGGUACUUCUGACUUGAUUGCAUUAGCUGUGUCAAGUGGAGAAUGAGUGAGGGGAAUGGCUUUUGUCAAAAAGAGUGUUUCUCGCACUAUGAUGGCACAGGCUAGCUAUGGGUUUUUGAUCCUACUGCAUGUACUGGCUUGGUGGGAGCCUAGGCAGUUUGGAUGCUCACCUUAA
This is a messenger RNA of Chionomys nivalis (European snow vole), 7721 nucleotides long. It is a transcript of the gene Mfap3l, whose product is annotated as microfibril associated protein 3 like. The transcript is spliced from 4 exons. The record is from RefSeq and is a predicted model, not a curated record. The coding region runs from base 344 to 1615 and encodes 423 amino acids. Lineage: Eukaryota; Metazoa; Chordata; Mammalia; Rodentia; Cricetidae.